GGAGUAGUUAAUGUUAAAGAAGUAAUUAAUGUCAGGGAAAUAAUUAAUGUCAGAGAAAUAGUUAAUGUCAGAGAAGUAGUUAAUGUUGAGGAAAUAGUUAAUGUUGGAGAAGUUGUUAAUGUCAAAGAAAUAGUUAUUGUCAGGGAAGUAAUUAAUGUCAGAAAAACAUAUUGUUGGGGAAGUUGUGUCAGGGAAGUUUUGUUGGGAAAAAAUUUAUGUCGGGGAAGUGUUGUCAAGGAAAAAAUUUAUGUCAGGGAAGUGUAG
Molecule: messenger RNA, 264 nt
Organism: Racocetra fulgida
Lineage: Eukaryota; Fungi; Glomeromycota; Glomeromycetes; Diversisporales; Gigasporaceae
Source: the annotation of a GenBank genome assembly